UCUGACCGUUAAAAACAAAGUAAAUAUAGAGCAGUAUCUGUACUUGACCCAUAAUUGCACAUGCUUUAUCAAUGGUAGGUCUGACUGUCUGAGGUUUGACCCGCGACAUAAUUAGUAUCAGACUACCAGCUAAAUAGCUAAGACCAUCUCCAAUGGAUAUGUUAAAUCCACGUGGAGACCUCUAACAGCUAGAAAAGACAUCUGCAACCUCUCCAACCCAUGGGUCUUAUCUGACGCGUAAAUGACAUUUUCAUUUGGGCUGUCAAAUUUGACAGAGGCAAAGGGAACUGUCUUUUAUUUUUUAUUGUUUCUUCCUCUUUCCUACUCUUCUCUGAUUCUCUCUCUUUCUUCCUGAGCGUCUUUCUGUAACUAUGGAGAAACCCAAUCGUUUUCCCAUUGCAAUUCCCAGUCCCUUGCUUGUAACAAACAAUGAAUUUGAGGAGGAAGAAGAAGGCUCCUUCAAUUUGGAAAUUAGUACAUAAUCAAACACUGAAACCCACCAAGAAAGUCCCAAGCUUUACUCAAAAGAAGCCAAAACAGAACCAACCCUUUCUGUUUCUCCUCCUCUUGAUUCAAUUCCGAAAGGAAAAUCAUGUUAAUUAAAUCCAUUUGCAAGCCUCAGUUCCCCAUUACUAUACUCAACUCAGCUCCAAAGUUUGGAUGUUCGAUUUUUAGAAAAUCCAAAUCAACCCAUACCAAAAUGCAGACCUUCAGAUUCAAUUCAAAUUUGGGAAUAAAGAGAGAAAGUUCAAAGUCAUCCAAAAAUGAUUGAAAUCAGAUAGGGAGGAACUUACCCAGCCAUGGGUAAACGACGAUUGACGAUGGAAGACCACCGACUUUGUGCCUCUUCAAGUUUCUGCAAUUGACCUAUAGGCUAUAGCCUAGAAUACCCAGCCAAGGGUGGAAUCUAAUGGCUGUUGAAAGUUUGGGUCCCUUGGGAUUGAAAAGCUAUCUCAUGCAACUGGAGAAGAACGUACAACAAGAGAAACAGAGAAGAAGAAGGAGAAGAAGAGUGAACAUGACUUUAACCACGAAAGAGGAGAGACAAGAAGAAAGAGGAAAAGUGAUUUUUUUAUAUAAAAAUUCUGAAAAAAAUAAUAAAAUAAUAUCUAAAUUUAACACAUCUAUUGAAGUAUAAAUUUGUCAAAAAUAACAUCUGCCACAUCACCCUUCAAAUUCAAAUUUGACACAAGUAUUUUGACUAUACCAUUAGAGAUGCUCUAAUGCAACUUAUACCGACUUUAUGUAGUUGUAGAGCGAAAUACACUAUUAGAGUUUGGGACCGUUUACGAUUUUUAAUUUAAUAAAUAAAAUUUAGUGUGUUCGAGUUUCAACUCGUACUAAUUUAUGGUUAAUAGAUUUGAGGGAUCUUGGGUUCAUGACUUGCGUGGGAUUAAUUCUGACUUUUUUGAGAUACAUUCGUAGAUCUUAGAUUGAAUAUUAAUUUGAUGAGUGUAUUAUUAUUUUGCUGACAUAAAUUAAAGUGAUCAGCUAUCUCACAUUCAAUAAAAUAAAAUAAAGUGUUUUUGGUAAAAAUUGCCUUUAAAAACUACUUUUUGCCUUGUGAGAAGUAAUUCUAAAUUUCCUAAAUUUUAUUACAUGGCUGUCUAAAGUCCAAACCCUAGACCUCCAUGCUACCAGCUGCGCCCUCCGUGCCCAAAGAGCAAAAGUGGCAGUGCACGUGUCCCAAUGACCUAUACCCUCCCUGAUUUGUCAGGCUCCAAUACGCGCGUCACGCCCUCAAAAAUAUUAAAAAAAAGAAAUCGUUGCGGGACUUUCGAAGUUUCUAUUUUGCUUUCUCCCUCCGGCAUGCCCCUUUCAUUAGUUUUUGCUGUUUUGGUAUAAAAGCCUUGGCAACUCGAAUAUCCAAUCUCCAAAAGCUCACAGUUCCAUUAUUAAUGGAUUCACCAACCCCCUCAAGAUCUGUUCCUUCUCUCACCAACACCAUUCUCUCUCAAAUUCUCUUCUUCUUCGUCUGAUUCGCACCCAUGGCAUCUCACUCCCUCAAUCUUCGCCACCUCUACCCUCUCCAGCUCCCUCGCCCCCACCGCCGCUCCUCAUUUCGCGCCGUCGAUCGCCUCCGAUCCUGUUCCGGCUUCUCGCCGUUGAUUGGGUUGCGAAGAGGUGGAUGCCGCUUUGGUCAUGGUCGUGUUCGUUAUGGAGCCUUUGAUGUGGAUUUUGGUGAUGUUUCGCCGGUUGAGGAUUGGGGUAAUAACCAGGAAGAGACUGCAGAACACGUGAGUUUUUCCAGCGAUGGUGACGAUAGUGAUGCCGAGUUUGUAGUGUCUCCUCAGUCUGAUAUUGAUUUGCCUGCUAUUACUAAACAAACUGACGAUGCUCUAACUGUGAGUGCUUAUCGGCUUGCGAUGCUUGGGCAUAAGCGCAAGAAACACAGGAUCAGACAAGGAGUAUUACUCAACACGGGACUGAUAAUGUUCCUGGUAGUGGUGCUUCUAUAUGUGGAUUGGUGUGCUUGGCGGAUUGUUAGACUACCUUUGGCACCCUUCCACUUGACUUGCCCCUUCGUUAUAUCAGCCAUUUUGGCCUCUUGUGCAGGAUAUGUUUGUGUUCCACUGCUCUAUAGCUUGAAGAUUCAUCAAAUUAUCAGAAAAGAAGGUCAUGUAAGGCACUCCUUGAAAAAAAGAACUCCCACAAUGGGUGGACUGUUCUUUGUACCAAUUGGUGUCAUUGUCGCAAGGUUCACUUCUGGUUUUUCUUCCGUUGAAGUGUGUGGGGCAGCUACAGCAACUCUUGCAUUUGCUGCUAUUGGACUACUUGAUGAUAUCAUAUGCUUGAUAAAGAAUCAGAAUAGUGGUCUAUCUGCAUGGAUAAAAAUUAUUUUGGAGGUAGCUGUUGGAACCUGGUUUUCGUAUUGGUUGCAUACAACAAAUAUAUCAUCACCCUAUGGCAUGAAAAUGUUGGUUCCUCUACCUUCUCCACUAGGCAUUGUUUGGCUGGGAAAACUAUAUUUAAUGCUGGCUUCAUUCUGUUUUGUUUCUAUGGGAAAUGGGGUGAACUUAACAGAUGGUCUUGAUGGGCUGGCUGGAGGAUCUGCUGCAUUGGCUUUUAUAGGAAUGUCGAUCGCAGUGCUUCCAAUAUGUUCAGACCUUGCGAUAUUUGGAGCGUCAAUGGCAGGAGCUUGUGUUGGUUUUCUUUUGCACAACCGAUAUAAGGCAUCAGUGUUCAUGGGUGAUACUGGAUCCUUGGCAAUUGGUGGAGGGUUAGCUGCAAUGGCUUGUUGCACGGGGAUGUUCUUCCCAUUGUUCAUUUCAUCUGGCAUCUUUGUCUUGGAAGCCUCAUCAGUUAUUUUGCAGGUUAUGUACUUUAAGACAACCAAGCGCUUGCAAGGUGCGGGUCGUCGGCUCUUCCGAAUGGCACCCUUUCAUCAUCACCUUGAACUAUGUGGACUUAAAGAACCAAUCAUUGUUGGUGGUGCCUAUAUAAUAUCGUCCACAUUAUCGUUAAUUGCUGCCUAUGUCGGUCUGAUAUCUGCUUAG
Messenger RNA from Rosa chinensis, 3497 nucleotides. Its product is annotated as phospho-N-acetylmuramoyl-pentapeptide-transferase homolog. Gene Ontology annotation, cellular component: membrane. Gene Ontology annotation, molecular function: phospho-N-acetylmuramoyl-pentapeptide-transferase activity. Bases 1989 to 3497 code for a protein of 502 amino acids. NCBI's taxonomy places the organism in Eukaryota, Viridiplantae, Streptophyta, Magnoliopsida, Rosales, Rosaceae. The record is from RefSeq and is a predicted model, not a curated record. The transcript is spliced from 8 exons. Gene Ontology annotation, biological process: cell wall macromolecule biosynthetic process; cell wall organization.